Molecule: messenger RNA, 354 nt
Organism: Closterium sp. Yama58-4
Lineage: Eukaryota; Viridiplantae; Streptophyta; Zygnematophyceae; Desmidiales; Closteriaceae
Source: the annotation of a GenBank genome assembly
AUGAAGGCCAACGUGCUGCUGCUGGCUCUAGCUCUCGCCACGUUGUUACACUUAGCGUCGGCGCAGUCGAGCUUCAACUCAACAUGCAAUGACUUUUGUACUGCGUCUCGCAACAACAGCAUCUACCUCAACUGCACAGGGCAAUGCGUGACAUGCAUUUCCAAGGUUCCUUCCGGCUGUGUUCCCUUCUUCAACCCCGUCUUUAACGAUGGCUAUCUCCAGAAGUGCGAGUGCGGCUUCUCCUGCCACGCGUCGCUCGAGUGGUGGCAGUGGAUGCUCGCAGGCUUUGCGAUCUUCUUUGCGUGCGCGAUGGUGGGCGCAUGCAUCAUGUACGGCACCAAGGGAGCACAGUAG